UGUGGGGGAUCGGAGAGAGAGAGAGAGAGAGAGGUAGUCACUGGAAGGGAGAGACUCGACCUGGGUGACCGCUCCGGACGACCAGCACCCCCGCUACCCAACGACACACUCACCGGCAGACCAGCAGCCUCGGUCCGGGUGACCCUCAGUGAGUGACAAAUGUGUGAGAAAUCAGAGAACCCCUUUCCUCUCCCAGUGGAAAUCUGACCCUAACCCUGGGACACUGAGGCAGCCGGUGGGGGUCUCUGAGGAAGAUGCUGGGUUCAGAGCGCGGUGUUGUAGAAGAAUGGCUCUCAGAAUUCAAGUCCUUACCAGAAACCCAGAUCCCCAGCUACGCCGGCAGCCUUCAUCUGAAGAAGUCCCUGGUGCAAGCUCUCUACAGAGUCAUCCAGGACCCCAACAAUGAGCUGCUGGAGCCGGUGUGCCACCAGCUGUUUGAGCUGUACCGGAGCUCUGAAGACUGCCUGCGACGCUUCACCCUGCAGUUCCUGCCUGAGCUGGUGUGGGUAUAUCUGCGGAUCACGGCCAGCAGGGAUCGUCAGAGCAAUGGCUGCAUAGAGGCGCUCCUCUUGGGCAUCUAUAACCUGGAGAUCGUGGACAAAGAUGGCAACAGCAAGCUCCUGGCCUUCACAAUCCCAUCUCUGUCCAAACCAUCAAUAUAUCAUGAGCCUUCUAGUCUGGGGUCCAUAGCGCUGACAGAGGGGGCUCUGUGUCAACAUGACCUGAUCAGAGUGGUGUACAGCGGCCUCCACCCACAGAGAGAGACCUUCACGGCUCAGAACAGGUUUGAAGUGCUGUGUUUCCUGAUGCUCUGCUACAACUCUGCUGUGGUGUACAUGCCCCUCUCUUCCUAUAAGUCGGUCUGCAGAAUGAGCUCCAGGUUGUGUGUAUGUGGCUUCCCUCGGCAGCAAAAGAAGCUUUGGCGGGAACCAUGCAACCGAGUUCUGCUGGACCCUGAGUUCAUGGUGCAGAUGCUGACUGCCGUGUAUCAUGCCAUAUACAAUGGAGAAUGGGAGAUGGGGCGGGAAGCUCUGGAGGACAUUCUGUACAGAGCUCAGCUGGAGCUUUACUCCCAACCUCUCCUGCUGGGGAACGCCAUGAAGAACUCGCUGCCAGAAAGUGCUCCCAACGAGUCACAGGGGCGCAAAGUGCUCGAAGUGGAGGUGACACCCACAGUCAGCCGCAUCUCCAUCUCAGCCAUCACAACUGCCUCCAUACGGCGCCACCGCUGGAAAAGAGAGGAUUGUUUUGACUACUCAGCCGAUGCAGAGUUGAGCUUCAUCGUCAAUCCUCCUAGCCCAGUCCUCCACCACCGCCACACUCCCUGGGACGCAGCAGCCAAAGAAGAAAGACGUGGGCGAGCUCACAGCCACCGCAGCGGCAGCAGCAUCAUUCCCCCGAUCACACUUGAGGAUGCUGAUGGCAUGAGCGGUGGGGAGGAUUCCUUCAACGUCAACGACCCAGACGAGGGUUUCUCCUCUGGAGCUUCCAACAGCAGCCAGCCCAGCGGCAACAAGGCGAGCGGCAGCGGGGGGCCACGGGGCGGCAGCCUGACCAGCAGCAGCAGCAGCAUCAAGAAAGCCAUCACAGCCCGGCUGUCACGGGACAAGGAGAGGGAGAGAGAGAGGGAGAGGGAUCGUGAGAGAGCAGUGGAAAAACAGGCCGAAUCGUCUGCUGAUCACCAGGCAGCUGUGAGGAGGCAUCACCAGAAGCAGCAGUCGCCUCCAGCCAGCAUCACCUUGGAUGCCAUCCAGCUGAGCCCCAUAAAGAAGAACCUGAGCUUCCCUGUCGGCCCCACACUGGUGCGGACUGGAAGCACCUCCUCCAGUAAGUCUUUUGACUGCAUGAAUUUCAACAUGAACGGAGGCAAGGACGAGCAAGAGGAGGCACUGGGAGGCUCAGACAAGGAAGGGGAGCGUCCGGCAGGCGGCUCCCACCGCCACUCCACCAUUAGCCUGCAGGAGGAGCACCUGAUCAGGCCAGAGGAGGCCCAGGACCUCCUGUCUCCUGGAGCUCCCCUCACCAAGCAGUCCCGCUCCCCCAGCUUCAACAUGCAGAUCAUAUCACAGGUCUAACAUGCAGUGCAUGGCGUAAAACACACACACACACACACAGACAAAACCUAACCAUAAAGGCGGGUUCCCACCGAACAUGGUGUGAUUUCAUACAAAGUGAAUCGAGCUGGCCCUGGGACCGACCCGAGCUAGAGAGUGAUCAGACAGGUCACUACUCAGCCUCAGGUGGCCUUGGAAACCGCAGUCAUCCAGACCAAGCUCCUGUAGGAGCCGGUGUCAAUCCCCGAGCUGUGUGCUGUUCUGGGUGGGCUUGUGGACCCACACGCAACAGCGCUGGCUGCCCCAGUUUUUCCAGGGUGUGCAUGCGAUUAACCCGAAUAAACACAAAGGAUCUGUGUUCGGUGUGAACACACCAUUACAGCCUGACUACUACAACUCCUGUCUACCUGUGCAUUAACGUGUGUGUGUGUGUGUGUGUGUGUGUUUGGGAACAAACCCAUUCAUCAACCAUUAAAUAAAAAUUGGCCUGCAGUUACUGAGAAUGCAACAAGAAAAGUAGUUAAAUCAUAACAGCCCACUUCUGUAACCACAGUAGAGCGUUACAGAGUCACUGCUCUCUGCGUGGAGAGAAAAGUCGUAAGGACGCCACGCUAGCUGAAGGGGAAUUAUGACCUUUCAGAUUUUUCUUCAGUUCAUGAAUCAGCAAUAACACUUAUCGUCGAUCAUGUGGAGAAGAGUUCUCUUCAUUCCUUCCCUGUCAUUCCCGGGCUCACGUGCAAUCGUUCUUGCUGAUUAUCUUCCUUCUUUAUUGCUGUUUGAUUGGAAAUGGUUUUACGGAGAAAAAUAAAUCUUUCAAUCUUUAGUUAAAUACAAUCCAAAGAAAAUAGAUUCUGUUUUUGUUUUCGUUCACUUUGCUGAGGUCAGAUUGUGUCGGAUCCAAAUGAUUCUCAGCCCAUGACUUUAAUUUUAUUGUGAAAAUUAUUAUAAUAAUAAUAAUUAUCUGAUUUGAUCUAUAAAACUUUUAAGAUUGUUGUUCAACCAAACUGGAAUGUGUUGAGGGUUUGUCUUGCCCCAGACUUUCAACCAGGCUAAUCACGACUGUGCAGCUACAGGAGGAAAGAAUUCCUUUUGUGAUUUGAUAUAAAACCCGAAACUUGAGUAGGAACUGGAUAAAACCAUUGAGAAGGUGCAGGUUUGUGUCUGAAGCUAAAGGCAAUGACUGUAUUUUAUAUUGGGAUUGUUUUUCCUGGUUUAAACCGUUGCAAUCUGAAAGCACUUGUUGGUGUUGAGGCUUGUGAGUGGCGUCGUCUCUGAUCCGUUGAAUUUGCCGCUGGAGGCUCGUACUAGUCACGGUGCAUCAGCAGUAACCAUGACGGUGGUCUUGUUGUGCUCUGAUUGGAUGCUCAUGAAACAUUUUGUUCUACCUCAUUGUGUGUUCACCUGCCACUCAGACACCUGUCUCCCAAUCAGAUGCAGGACUAAGACCCCAUUAGGUUUGAAACCGGAGUACUCGACCAGUAUAGCGAGGGACCAAUAUGGUUUCACACUGCAGCUGUAACGACACUGAAGAAUCGGUUCUGACUGAAUUUCUGGUCCAUGCAUUUCAGUUCAAUUGCAUUGUGCACAAGCUCGCGCUGCAAAACGAGAACACAACCUCUGUCUUCAGGUUUUCAUAUUCUCUGUCAUAUAUCAAACAACCACACUGGGGGUUAACCUGAUAAUUUACCAAGAGAAAUGUCCUGCUUAUCUUUUUAUUUAUGUAAUGAUUUUCAAAGUGCAAUUUUGUUCUCUUCACGUGCAUGGAGUUGGAUCUUCUCUGCUGAUAAAUGCCUGCAUCUGCGCACAGCGCUAGCUAGCCUUCUGUAGUGCUCCCUGCCCAGACUGAGUGGUUUUAAAACACGGCGUGCUUGUCUGCAUGUUUCGUUCCCUGCAAAGCACUGCUGGGUUUUUUUAGAUGCGUGAUUUACGGCCAACAAGUCAAACCCAAGUCUCGUCUUCUGCCAGAUGUGCCAACACACAUCCUCUUAAUCUUUUUUCGCUUGGGUGUCUUAAGUUAAAAAUGCCUUUUUUUCUGUUUACUUGUCUUAUUUUAAAUUUAAGGCACAAAAAAAGGGAUGUUUGGACGUGUGGCUCAACGUGCCCUUAGAUGCGGCUUCACCUUUUUUGCCAUGAACCAUCUUUUCACUCGUCACUCGUGUGUGUGCGACACACUGUACUUUCACAAUCAUUACUAAGCUUUGCUGUUCACGUUAAAAAGCAGUAUAGUAAGCGUCUGUGUACUGUAGCCGUCAGCUGUUGUAUUGCAUUUCCCCCAGUCUUGCUUACGUGCUCGUUGAAAACGAGGGUGAAUGAUUAAUGUAUAUAAAAGUCAGUUCAGUCUGCAGUGAAAAUGUCACACACUCGCGCCCCUGCUGUGCUGAAAAGCCGUCACACGGCCACUGCUCCUUUGUGCGCUUCCAUCUUAAACGUUUCAGGCCAAUCAGUGUAUGAUUGCUGGCUCUUUGGCCUCACAAUGCUUCUCCUCCUCCUCCUCUUCCUCCUCCUGCUGGACUGGACUGCGGAAGAAGAAGAAGAGUGCAGUUCACGCUCUCACCUGGUCUGUCUGCUGUCAUCCUCAGUGCUGUGUGGCUCCCAGUGGGCCGUGUUACCAUUUGCUGUAUUUUGCUGUGAGUUGAGUGGCACCUUUUUGCUGUUUUUAAAACUGGUGACGUGUUCAUGUCAUUAAUAUACGAGUGCCCCUGACCGAGAUUUACCAGCAGCCAUGUUGGUACUGUAUGUUGACUUAGAGUAAUCCCUCAGUGUCUGGUGUUAUUUGCAUGUGAUCGGGGCGGGAAAUGAACGCCGGCUAGCACACGUCUGAUUGGCUGUGGCUGAUUAUUUUACUUUCCAUUUAUUUUUGGCAGAAUUAUCAGCUCACAAAUCCUCACAUGGUCCACUAACAUUUCAAAAACAGAAAACCUCUUCAAGGUUGUGGAGAUAUUUUGUUAACCUCGUACCAGGUCAGCUGCUGCUGGUGGACAACGUUCAUUUCCUGUCCUGCAUGUGAUAACUGUGGGCUUUGUUUUCAUACAGUAUAAUGCACUUUAAUCCAUCCACCUCUCUCCUCAAGAUAGUUAUAAAUGAUAUAUAUAUAUAUAUAGAUGUGCAAAUGUGUAUACACUAAAUGCAGGGUUUAAGUCUCUUUAAAGUAGUACUUCUAUGUGAUGUCACAUCCAACACAAUGCUAUUUUUGUUAGUCUAAGGGUACAGCUAUCUAUUUUUAUUUUUUCAUUUCAAAACCAAAAAAAAAUGUUCCGUGGUCUGGAAGGUCUCAGGAGAUUAUCAAAAUGCCACAUUUCAAAACGGCAGCACCAAAAUUUCUGUUCUUGAAGUCAGAAUUGAUUCUAUGCAACAUGUUUUCCCCUUUAUUUCCCUUUUUGUUUUCGGUUCUCGGUAUAUGGGCUCUCAUUAAUCCUUGUCGGGUGGGAUGGGGCUGAUGCUUUUAAGCUGAUAUUUAAGGUGCGAGUCCUCAACAGCAUCCUCAUUCAACAGUUCCGUUUGUACACCCUGCUGUGGUGCCACAGAGCAAGCACCUCUCAUGUGGGUCAAUACGAGAGAAAGCCACGUGUGGACUUCUGAUGCAUGUUGAGCCCUCAUGUCAGUUCGCUCCUCUGUGGCUCAAAGACGUCGGCCAGUGUAUGAAAUGUAAACAGAUGAUCAGUGAUGAUUCUAAUAUUGAUGCUUCGAGGGAAGCUGCUGUAAGAUGUGAUAACACUGUACCACUGCUGUUGUAUAAAUGGAGAGAAAGACUUAUUUUAAAUCUUGUAAAUAUCGAAUGUACAAAGGUGAGAGCAAGGUCAAUUUAAAAAAACAACCGAGGAUCAGUCUGAUAUGUAGGGAGAAAUUAAUCUGUAUAUUGUUGAAUAAAUAUUGUGCCGUAGGGA
Limanda limanda (common dab) is the source of this 5938-nucleotide messenger RNA. Its product is annotated as hyccin 2-like. The record is from RefSeq and is a predicted model, not a curated record. The coding region runs from base 255 to 2075 and encodes 606 amino acids. Gene Ontology annotation, biological process: protein localization to plasma membrane; phosphatidylinositol phosphate biosynthetic process. Gene Ontology annotation, cellular component: plasma membrane. NCBI's taxonomy places the organism in Eukaryota, Metazoa, Chordata, Actinopteri, Pleuronectiformes, Pleuronectidae. The transcript is spliced from 13 exons.